AUGAGGACUCUUAAACUUCAGCUCGACUACGUUCUGGCGAGUAACAUUCUUCAGUCAGAUAUCCGAAAAUCUAGAGCUGUUUGGGACGUCGCGUUCGACUCUGACCACCGUCCAGUUCUUCUCAGCUUCAAGAUACGGUUCCACAAGAGAAACCGAGGAGUUCCUCUUCAACCGAAAAUCGACAUGGCAGGUCUGAAAGACGAUGAAUGCAGAAGAAAAUUCUGCCAACGUGUGUCUAUUCAUGUUGGAGUACGGACCAGGAAGAAGCUUAGCGAUGCGGAUUCCUUCACAAAGUGCAUCCAGGACGCUGCAAGGGAAACGCUCCCGGUUCUAUUGCCGCGGAAGAAGUUUGCCUUUGCAUCUACGGAAACAAAAUCCACAUACAAUUCUGUAUGUGUCGCGCGCAGCGCUGGUGACUUCAACCACGAAAAGCGUUUUAGAAGGAAGCUGCGUCGUCAACUGCAACAAGACCGCGAUAACUAG
This is a messenger RNA of Necator americanus (New World hookworm), 483 nucleotides long. RefSeq lists its product as uncharacterized. The record is from RefSeq and is a predicted model, not a curated record. NCBI's taxonomy places the organism in Eukaryota, Metazoa, Nematoda, Chromadorea, Rhabditida, Ancylostomatidae. The coding region runs from base 1 to 483 and encodes 160 amino acids. The transcript has a single exon.